Opisthocomus hoazin is the source of this 600-nucleotide messenger RNA. The record is from RefSeq and is a predicted model, not a curated record. NCBI's taxonomy places the organism in Eukaryota, Metazoa, Chordata, Aves, Opisthocomiformes, Opisthocomidae.
AUGGAUGCCAGAGACAAGCAGCUUUUACGCUCCCUCCGCCUGGAGCUCUGCACAGAGGUGCUGGUGGAUGGAGUUGUUAUUCAGUAUCUCUACCAAGAAGGGUUUCUCACGGACAGUCACGUUCAAGAAAUAAAAUCCCAAACCACCAGUCAGAGGAAGACCAUGAUGCUCCUUGAUAUUCUCCCCACCAGAGGACCCAAGGCUUUUGAUGCGUUCUUGGAUUCCUUACAGGAGUUCCCGUGGGUGAAAGACAAGCUGCUGGUGAAGCGCAAGGAAAUGACAGUACAAGAUCCUGCAGGAAACCGUACAACUGAAAUUGCACCAUGUAUUUUGAAGGCUUCCCCAACAGAUCAGCAGCUGAACAGGCUUGCGAGGAGACUGGGAGCGGAAUGGGAGCACAUAGUUCUGUGCUUGGGUUUGUCCCACACUGACAUCUAUCGAUGUAAAGUCAAUCACCCUCACAACGUGCAGUCGCAGAUCGUGGCCGCGUUUGUCCUCUGGAGACAGCGUCUGGGGAAAAAAGCAACGAUCCAAAAUCUGCAAGACAGUCUGGUGGCGGAAGAAGUGGAUCCUUCUGUGAUACAGUACAUGCUCGAGUGA